Molecule: messenger RNA, 2190 nt
Organism: Aedes albopictus (Asian tiger mosquito)
Lineage: Eukaryota; Metazoa; Arthropoda; Insecta; Diptera; Culicidae
Product: protein trachealess-like
Biological process (GO): regulation of transcription by RNA polymerase II
Molecular function (GO): protein dimerization activity; DNA-binding transcription factor activity, RNA polymerase II-specific; RNA polymerase II transcription regulatory region sequence-specific DNA binding
Source: RefSeq, a predicted model, not a curated record
CAUUAUGUUCCCAUUCUCCUCGCUGCAAGUCGAGUACAGCAACUUCCACCGUUCGUCGCAAAUCAUGUCCAACGCGCUGAGCAUGACCAACUCCGGCUUCCCCCAUUCGUGGAUCGUAUCCGGGCAGGACUUCUGCCCGAUCACCUACUCGUCGAUCCAGUCGCACAACUCGGCCGUUUCCAACAACCUGGCCACGGUGGAACCGGGACUGAUUGAGCUGCGCAAGGAAAAAUCACGGGACGCUGCCCGAUCGCGUCGCGGGAAGGAGAACUAUGAGUUCUACGAGCUGGCCAAGAUGUUGCCGCUGCCGGCGGCGAUCACGAGUCAGCUGGACAAGGCGUCCAUCAUCCGGCUGACGAUCAGUUACCUUAAGCUUAAGGAGUUUAGCGAGAAUGGAGUCCCCUCGUGGAACAAGGAACCCAUUGGGUUCCAGAACUACACGUCGCCACAGUAUUUCAACGAGAUGUUCGAGACACACCUGGGAACGCACAUCCUUCAAUCGCUGGACGGAUUCGCUGUAUCUACGGGAGUGGACGGCCGAUUUCUGUACAUUUCGGAAACGGUAUCUAUUUACCUGGGGCUGUCUCAGGUGGAGAUGACCGGUAGUAGCAUAUUUGAUUACAUCCACAAAGGUGAUCAUGCCGAGGUGGAACAACAGUUGGGAGUGAAGAAGAACUCCGACUACUACAGUGGAUACUCGGACGAUCCACCGGAAAAGACGGUACUGAAGAUCGUCAAGGAGAGUAAACCUCUUCCGGGCGAGAGUUUCGAGGGAGACGAUCGAGCUUUCUGCGUGCGGAUGAAGUCAACGCUGACGAAGCGGGGCUGUCACUUCAAGUCGUCCGGCUACAGGGUGAUCUUGCUGUUGUGUCACCUGCGGAAGAAGAACAACUCCACGGACGAGCAUAGCGAGAAGCAAACUGUGAUCGGGAUGGUGGGCAUUGGGAUCGCUUUGCCGCCGCCUUCGCUGCACGAGAUCAAACUGGAGUCCGAUAUGUUUGUGUUCCGGACCAGUUUGGACCUGACGAUCAUCCAUUGCGAAAACAGAAUUUCUAGUUUUCUGGACUACACAGCCGAUGAGCUGAAUGGGAAAAGCGUCUACACGCUGUGUCACGGACAGGAUGCGCCCAAGUUGAAGAAGAGUCACAGCGAAUUAAUCCAAAAAGGUCAAGUGUUGACCCCAUUCUACCGAAUCCUGAACAAAAACUCCGGCUACUUCUGGAUCCAAACGUGCUGCACGAUGGUCUGCCAGACGAAGAACAUGAGCGACCAGACGGUGAUCUGCGUCAACUACAUUAUCACCCGUCCGGAGAAGGAGAACUUGAUCUUGGACAUCUCGCAAAUGCCAAAUGUUAACCACAAUGAUUACCACAUCGGAAGCAAAAGCGUGGCCGCAGCGGCGGCCAAAAGGGCAGCAGCAGCGGCAGCUGCCAACAUGGAGUACGAGAUGGAAGUCAAGGACAAGUACGGAGAGCUGGGCGGAAACCAGUCGGAUUCGUACCUGGACGGCCACGUUGAUCACAAGGAACUGAUCGAUAAGUCACCUCACAAGGCGAUAGGGCUGGGCAUGUUCGACAAGAAGGAGUCGCUGGACUUCAAGGACAAGCAUAUGGACCGGGAGAAGGGUUGCAGCAAUAGUAAGCAACAGCGACUCAAAGCCGGUAGUCCAAUGAUGAACAUGUCGGUCAACGAGAACCAGGGUAUCGACAAGAAGACCUCCAACGGCAAAAAGAACAUCUCCAAUCGGGCGAGCGUCAUUCGGGUGCUAAACAAGACGUCCUCAAAGAAGAUCCUGCAGGAAAACCAUUGAGAGCUUUCAAUUUCGAAUUUCUCACGACUUCUAUCCACUCUAUAACAAUCUACCAACCAGUCAGUGCUAUGCCAUGCUUGAGAACAUACAGAAAAUACUCGAGACUAUUUAUUGCUUCUGCGAACGUCUUCAUCUCUCUCUCUUUGUAGGAAAAUACUCAUGGUAGUAAGAGCCAAGCAUUGUUACAUAAAUUCUCUCUGCAAUCGUCGUCGUACUACUACAAUUACACAUUAAAUAGUAACGCAAAGUAACCAGUGUCAGUAUAAUUACAUGUAAUGUUAGCAAUCAUACCAACUAGUAUUUGUAACUAUACUAUUAUUAAGUUAGUAAAGAAUGUGAAAAUAAAUGCAAAAAGUAUUAUGUUUUAGUACCAUUGGAAA